Messenger RNA from Anopheles aquasalis, 982 nucleotides. It is a transcript of the gene Arfrp1, whose product is annotated as ADP-ribosylation factor related protein 1. The record is from RefSeq and is a predicted model, not a curated record. Gene Ontology annotation, molecular function: GTPase activity; GTP binding. Gene Ontology annotation, cellular component: Golgi apparatus. NCBI's taxonomy places the organism in Eukaryota, Metazoa, Arthropoda, Insecta, Diptera, Culicidae. Gene Ontology annotation, biological process: Golgi to plasma membrane protein transport; intracellular protein transport; protein localization to Golgi apparatus.
AAAGGGAAAACGGGAAACUCGGAAGUAGGAAAACUCCACAGCAAAUCUGACUGAAAUCUUUGCUCGUUCAGUAAAGUACUUUACGGUAUCACACAUCCGAACAGUGCAUCUUUAGUGUGUGCUCUUUAAACGGAGACGAUCGGGUCGAGAGGAAACGCAAAAAAAUGUACACUUUGCUUAGCGGAUUCUACAAGUAUCUUACACAGAAGGACGAAUACUGCAUACUGAUACUGGGGUUGGAUAAUGCCGGCAAAACGACGUACCUCGAGGCUGCCAAGACGAAGUUGACAAAGAACUACAAAGGGAUGAAUCCGAGUAAAAUCACCACGACCGUGGGACUAAACAUUGGCCAAAUAGACAUCUCGGGUGUGCGGUUAAGCUUCUGGGAUCUGGGAGGGCAGCAGGAGCUGCAGUCGCUGUGGGAUAAGUAUUACUCCGAGUCACACGCCGUCAUCUACGUGAUCGACUCGAACGAUCGCGUCCGAAUGAACGAAUCUAAGGAGGUGUUUGAUCGCAUGAUCAACAACGAGUACCUGUCGGGGAUACCGUUGCUGGUGCUGGCGAAUAAACAGGAUCUGCCGGAAUGCAUGGGCGUGCGAGAGAUCAAGCCGGUCUUCCAGGAGUCGGGCCAUCUUAUUGGACGGCGAGACUGCCUCGUCAUGCCCGUAUCAGCCCUCACCGGGGAAGGCGUUGAUGAAGGCAUUAAAUGGUUGGUUGAGUCGAUCAAGCGCAACUCAAUCGUACGUCCACCGAAGACGGAAGAUACCUGAUUCGUCUUCCCGAGGGAUGGGUAUCAUCUGCGCGGUUACUGUCCAACUAGCUAGCGCGAGAAUAUGCUGCUAUUUUGGACGAAAUCAUUCAUUCCCAUCAUAAGUUUUGAAACACUGUUGAGUCUGUGUAAUAAACAUCCGUCACAUUUCUGUUCAGUAAACCGUGAAAGUGGUUCGAAAAGCAGCUGCCACGUGCCGCUGCCAGCACAUCA